Molecule: messenger RNA, 834 nt
Organism: Arachis stenosperma
Lineage: Eukaryota; Viridiplantae; Streptophyta; Magnoliopsida; Fabales; Fabaceae
Product: ethylene-responsive transcription factor RAP2-12-like
Exons: 3
Coding region: 1-834 (277 amino acids)
Biological process (GO): positive regulation of DNA-templated transcription; response to stress
Cellular component (GO): nucleus
Molecular function (GO): DNA-binding transcription factor activity; transcription cis-regulatory region binding
Source: RefSeq, a predicted model, not a curated record
AUGAUCAAAGCAAGGAUGAUGGGAACUGAUCAGAAGAGAAAGCAAUUGAUGAGGAAGCAAGCACAAGCCAAUUCAAGAAAGGGUUGUAUGAGGGGAAAAGGAGGCCCUCAGAAUGCAACAUGCACCUACAAAGGUGUAAGGCAAAGGAUUUGGGGCAAAUGGGUUGCCGAGAUUCGCGAACCACGUCGUGGUUCGCGUAUCUGGCUUGGGACGUUCAAUACGUCCCAUGAAGCCGCCUUGGCUUACGAUGCUGCGGCGCGUAAGCUUUACGGCCAUGAUGCUAAGCUCAAUCUCCCAGACCUUCAACCCUCUAUCUCCACAACUCAGGAUAUUCAAAGAGACAACCUUUUUCAACAACAAUCUCACAUGAUGAUUAAUCAGCACAACAUUGGCCCCUCUUUCAACAACAACAACAAUAACCUCAAACCUUUGGUGCCCAUGGCUGAGGUCGGUGUUACACCAAUUUACACCAAUGAAGGCAUUAUGUCUCUUCCCUUAAGAGAUGAUAUCAACACCUACACCACCAUCAACAACAUCAAUAACUUCAACACCAAACCUAUAAUUUUGGAAAGCUUCCAAAACCCAACAAAGCCUAUGGACAAUAAUAUUAUCAAUAAUAAUAAUGUAGAGAAGCCAAGUUCCUCAUUUUCUGAGCCAGAUUUUUAUGAUGAUUCCAUUUGGACAGAAGCUGCUGCAUCUUUGAACUUUCCUAUGCUUUCAGAUGCUAAUAAUGGUUUUUAUGAAGCUGGGGAUAUGGCUUGGAUAUGCAAGGUUGAUGGUAAAGUAGUUAAUGAUAAUCUAGAUGGGACAGAGACUGAUCAGGAGAAAAUUUAG